Molecule: messenger RNA, 5602 nt
Organism: Anolis sagrei ordinatus
Lineage: Eukaryota; Metazoa; Chordata; Lepidosauria; Squamata; Anolidae
Product: serine protease hepsin
Biological process (GO): proteolysis
Cellular component (GO): membrane
Molecular function (GO): serine-type endopeptidase activity; serine-type exopeptidase activity
Source: RefSeq, a predicted model, not a curated record
CUUCCCAGGUGAAGCAGCCACCGCUUGCAGGUCCGGUUCCCUGGCUUUCCCCCUUCUUCCGGCCCCUUCCUUCUGCCUUUUGCAGAGGGCCAUGGAGAGCCCCCCAGGGCUGGAAGGAGAGCGCCUCGGCCAGCCAUAGCCCCAUAGGACCCCCCUAGAUUGGGGCCAAGCCAGGGGUUCCCAGACUUUUUCUGAAGGCCUCCUGGCCUGGAAAGGCAGGAUUUCUGAAGGGACGGUGUGGCAGGAUUGAUGAUUAACCUCUUCUGAAAUGGCUGAAAAGGACGGAGGCCUUAAAGCAUGCCAUUGGACUCCACUUAAAGUAGUGGCUGUGAUUGCCACUGGCUUUCUGUUCCUGGCUGGAAUUGGAGCUGGAAUCUGGGCUGCAGUGGUUACUUUGCUGGGAAGCGAAAAAGAAAGCCUAUAUGGUGUUCAAGUGAGCCCUGGAGAUCUGCGCCUCACCGUCUAUGAUGAGAAUGAAGGGAAAUGGAGGCUCCUUUGCUCUUCCUCGCACAAUGCCCAGGUGGCAUCCCUAAGUUGUGAAGAGAUGGGAUUUGUCAGGUCCCUCUCUCAUUCAGUGCUGGCUGCUGACAGCGCAGGGGCCAAUGGGACAUCCGGUUACUUCUGUGUGGAUGGGUCUCGAUUGCCUUAUGCACGAAUGCUCAGUGAGGCCCUUGUUGUUUGUGAGUGUCCAACAGGCCGCUUCCUGGCCACACUCUGUCAAGAUUGUGGACGGCGAAAAUUGUCUAUGGACAGGAUUGUGGGAGGCCAAGAUGCCAGCUUGGGGAAAUGGCCAUGGCAAGUCAGUCUCCGCUACGAUGGGACGCAUCUUUGUGGUGGCUCUGUCAUCUCUUCCGAAUGGGUUAUCACAGCAGCGCACUGCUUUCCAGAGAGGAAUCGAGUGGUGAGCCGGUGGCGGGUCUUUGUGGGCGCUGUUUCCCAGUCCUCUGCUAAGGGGCUGCAGGUGGGUGUGACGAGCAUUGUGUACCACGGUGGCUACCACCCCUUCCAGGAUCCCAACAGUGAGGAAAACAGCAACGACAUUGCCCUGAUGCACUUGGCGGCACCCCUUUCCUUCAAUGAAUUUAUCCAGCCUGUUUGCCUUCCAGCACUGGGACAACCUCUGGUCGAUGGUAAGAGCUGUACUGUUACUGGCUGGGGCAACACACAGUAUUAUGGCCAACAGUCGGAUGUGCUGCAAGAGGCCAGUGUGCCCAUCAUUAGUAGCAGUGUCUGCAACAGUCCUGAGUACUACAACAAUCAGAUCAGGCCACGGAUGUUCUGUGCUGGCUUUGCUGCUGGGGGCACAGAUGCCUGCCAGGGUGACAGUGGCGGACCUUUUGUGUGUGAAGAUAGCAUCUCCCAAAGUUCACGUUGGCGGCUCUGUGGCAUUGUGAGCUGGGGUACAGGAUGUGCCCUGCCCAAUAAGCCCGGUGUUUACACCAAGGUCAAUGACUUCCAAGGCUGGAUCAUCCAUGCCAUGAAGUCUCACUCCCACUCCAGCGGGAUGGUGAUCCAGUACUGAAGCCACAGAAAGUGUGACAAUGAGCCACGGCUGCUCCAGCCUCCUUCCCUUUCAGUGAGAUGUUGCUGCUUUAAAAAGAAAAAAAAAAGCCAAACCAGAGAAAACAACAUUUGCAAGGGAACAAACACAGGCACCUGUUGGACUGUACUUUGGACUGGCUCAGUGUUACAGAAAUGAACCAAGGGAGUCCUUGCCAACUGGCAGUCAUCGUGCUUUGCCAGCCUUUGCAGUAUCUCUCACUCUACUGAUAAGAAACUUCUGCUGCUGUAUUUUUGUCUCAUGAAUGGUGCUUCUCGUCCUUUAACUGCUCAACUAUGAAUGAAUUUCCACCCUGCAUCUCAGGACACUUUGGGCUGGUUAAUAUGAGGCUGUUUUGGAUGCAAAGAUUGGCCUAGCUCACUCUCAGAUUGCAUGACAAGUGCACUUGGAAUUAAGGUUCUGAAAAAUAUGGUUUAUAAAAAUAUGGCAUUGCAGUUCCCUUUUUGAAAGUGAAGACACAGAUUGGAAGCUGGGUUGUUGUAGGUUUUUCGGGCUUUAUGGCCAUGUUCUAGAAGCAUUCUCUCCUGACGUUUUGCUUGCAUCUAUGGCACGCAUCCUCAGAUUAGAUUAAUGCAUACAUCCCCAGAAAAUCUUGACAGUCCUUCUGAGAAAAGAAGGAAACCCUCACAAAAGUGAUUCUCAUCACCCAAAGAUUUGUUUUCAGGGUUUAUGACUACUGGGUCUCAUUUUCCAAAUAUCUGUAGAUUUCUUUUCGUAUCAGGAGUGACUUGAGAAACUGUGAGAGAAUUGGCCGCCUGCAAGGGUGUUGCUCAGGGGAUCCCCGGAUGUUUUGAUGUUUUACCAUCCUAGUGGGAGGCUUCUCUCAUGUCACCACACAGGGAGCUGGAGAUGACAGAGGGAGCUCAUCCACGCUCUUCCCAGAUUCGAACCUUUGACCUGUUGGUUUUCAGUCCUGCUGGCACAAGGGUUUAAUCCAUUGCGCUACCAAGGGCUCUAUCUGUAGAUGAUUGGCUGUAAGAAGAUAAUUGGCACUAACCUAAGGGAGGCUGCUGAAGUGGCCUCUCCAUCCUUUUUUCUCUGCACCCUUUUUUGUGUAGGUGUUUUUAAAAAAAGAGGUAGAGACAGAGAAUAGAAUAAGGUAUUUCAUAUCAUGAGUAAUGGCCUAAAGGAAGAGAUUCACAAUCUGGAGAGGAUAACAGUUGGAAAAGGAAAUCAUGAAGUAUGUUAAGGAUGCUUGUUAGGAAAUAGAUCUAGAACACCAUGUGAUGGAACUGUUUGAGCCUACAGUGACAAAUAAAAGUGGAUCCUGUUGGAACUAAUGUUGGAUCCAUGCUCCAAAGUGUUCCGCUUUUGAUUCUGGUGGGUCGAAAGGCAAUGGUCAGGGGAGAUUAUUCCUAUAGAUACAUUUCCAGAGCUUGGAAACACCACAUUUGGGGGGUAGAAUUCCAAAAAUCCUCUUGCCAUCCCAACUAGCUUCUUGGUCAUGGCCAUACAACUCGGAAAACUAACAGCAACCCAGUGAUUCCGGCCAUGAAAGCCUCCGAUUACACACCCAAUUAUCGUUAGGAUCUUGUUUUCCUCUGAAUAGGCAAAAUGCAGCAGAAGGAGAUGUGAUAAGUUAUUUACAUCUACUUGUUUAAUCUUAUCUCUAGGAUAGCUACUACGAGGGUUGAAUAAAUAGUAAUGCCUCCACUUUAGUAACUCCUCAACAGAUGGUAGUACCGGUAUGCGGCAGGUACUGGCUUGUACAGUAGACUCUCCUCUACAGUUCCAUUUUGGUGGGAAGCCUUCGCAUUGAACGGUUAUGUUGUUAAAAUGCAAAGUAUGGAACCCUGCGCAGACGGUUGGUCCAUGCGACUUAAGCAACGUGCAGUAAUUUAAUUCUUGACAGCAGUAGGUGUCACCCCAAAUUUCAAGCAUAAUAGGCAUUUCACAAGAACGUGUGGGUCACAUUAAUGCUUUGCUUGGCUAUCGGAAGAUCUGUGCAUGAUGGGUACCCAGAAUGCUGACGCCUGAAAUGAAAACGCAGACUUCUUCCAUGACGGCUUCAGAAAACUUGUUCAUUGUUGGCAGGAAUGUAUCCAAUUGUUUGGUGAUUAUGUGGAAAAGUAAAUAGUGGUAGUUAAAGAGCACAUCCUAAGGGUUAUUUCUGCAUUUGAUUUAUUAAAAUAUUCCCAUCCAAAUCCAAGUAACGAAGGUGGAGGCAUUACUUUUCAUUCAACCAUAGUAUUUUAAGUUCAUUGGGUGGGGAUUAUUUUGAAUCUUUUAGUGUUUCAAUGGAGCCUUCAGGAGUUUUGCUUGUGUGCUGCUAUGACUUGUGCGUUCAGGAGCUGUUGUUUGUGUGUUGUCUUCAAGUCUGAAAAAGGGAGCAACAACUCAGAUCAAAUCGUCAGAUGCCCCAAUCUAAGAUGGGGAUGGGGAGUAAUAAUACACUUUAUUUAUACUCCCCCCUUCUCCCCUAGGGGACUCAGCGCAGAUUACAGCGUUUCUGCUCUCAGCGUUUACAUACAAAGACAAACAUUCAAUGUCUGUACAAUCAUAUACAAUGAGACGCACAAACACAAACAAAGGCAGAGGCUUCUCCUUUCAUUUCUAGCUUCUGGAGGUGCCAACCUGAACUUGGCUGAACUCCUGACCUGAAGGUUUGCAAUUCAUACCUGUGAGAUGGGGUGAGCUCCCAACUGUCAGCUCCAGUUCCUGCCAACCUAGCAGUCCAAAAACAUGCAAAUAUGAGUAGAUAAAUAUGUACUGUUGUUGAAGGAUUUCAUGGCUCGAAUCACUGGGUUGCUGUAAGUUUUUUGGACCGUAUGGACAUGUUCCAGGAGCAUUCUCUCCUGAUGUUUCACCUGCAUCUAUAGCAGGCAUCCUCAGAGGUUAUGAGGUCUGUUGGAAACUAGGAAAAUGGGGUUUAUAUAUCUGUGGAAUGUGCAGAGUGGGAGAAAGAACUCUUGUCUGUUGGAGGUAGGUGUGAAUAUGUAUUGUCAAAAGCUUUCAUGGCUGGAAUCACUGGGUCAGUGGUUCUCAACCUGUGGGUCCCCAGAUGUUUUGGACUUCAAAUCCCAGAAAUCCUAACAGCUGGUAAACACCUGGGGACCCACAGGUUGAGAACCACUGCACUGGGUUGUUAUAGGUUUUUCGGGCUAUAUGGCCAUGUUCUAGACCAGUGGUUCUCAACCUGUGGGUCCCCAGAUGUUUUUGGCCUACAACUCCCAGAAAUCCUAGCCAGUUUACCAGCUGUUAGGAUUUCUGGGAGUUGAAGGCCAAAAACAUUUGGGGACCCUAGGUUGAGAACCACUGUUCUAGAAGCAUUAUCUCCUGACGUUUUGCCUGCAUCUGUGGCAAGCAUCCUCACAAAAGCUACAACAACAUAGGUGUGAAUGUUUCAAUUGGUCACCUUGAUUAGCAUUUAAUGACCCAGCAGUUUUUAAGGUGUGACUUCAUACUGCCUGGGGACAUCCUUUGUUGAGAGGUGAUUAGGUGUCCCUGAUUAUUUCUUGUCUGGAGCUCCCCUGUUUUUAUUUACUGUUUUGAUUUUAGAUUUUUUUAAAUACCGAAUCUAAUCCCCAUUUAAAUUUUUCAUUAUGCCUCAGGGUAUAUUGAGGUGCCAUCGGAAUUUUACAAGGCAGUUCCUCCAUCCGUGAAGCACCAUUCAGAGUGAAAUGGUACACUGGAAAUAUAUAUGAAGAAAAGGCAGAUAUAAGUAGAUGUUUUUGCAAAUCCCAACCACAUGAACAACCAUUUAGAUUGUCCUAAAGCAUAUUUAUGUACACUUGCACAAACUUUUCCACCUAUUGAUUUCCUGAAAAAGUCAUGUGUUCUUGGCUGGGCUAAUCAGAUAUGUUUGAUGUUUGCUGACCAAACAUACUAAAUGUUCCUUUCCCCCCAGAUAUGGCAGAGGUCAAUAUCUACCUGGGGCUAGGAAGCACCCCAGAACAUUCCUUUUAUUAUGUCAUUUUGUUGUGUAAAUAGAUUACUGUAUUGGCUCUCUGCUGUCUUAUGUGACCAUGGAUCAGUGCACUCAGAUUGUAUAUAUUUGCAUAAUUUUGAUGAUUUCAAUAAAUUAAACUUGUUUUGAUUAUA